CAGUUCAUUGGCUCCUGGCUGUUGCUAUGACAUCGCCGUGGCUUCUGCAGACGCUUAGAGGCAUUCUGGGAUGCAAGCAGCUAAAGUGCUUCGAGUAAAGACAGGCGACCAGCGAUAAAUGUGAUUUAAAAAAUGAAGCGUAUUUUCACCCUCACCGACAAAGCCUGGGCGGGCUCCAGCCUGCACUACAAAUGGCAGAAAACCCAGGGAAAUUAUCUUGCUGUUGCAGGAAAUGAUAAGUCAGUGAAAGUGUUUGAUCGCCAUGGGCAGAAGUGGAAUGAUCUCAGCCUUCCAGGACGCUGUGUGGCCAUGGACUGGGAUAAGAAUGGGGACAUUCUAGCGGUGAUAGCCGAGAAGUCCAGCUUCAUUUAUCUGUGGGAUGCCAGUGUCAACAAGACUACCCAGAUAGACAGCGGCAUGAGAGAUCAGAUGACAUUCAUCUUGUGGGCAAAGGCUGGCCCACUGUUGGCAGUUGGGACUGCUAAAGGAAACCUGUUGAUCUACAACCAGCAGACCUCGCGCAAGAUACCUGUGCUAGGUAAGCACACAAAGAGGAUCACAUGUGGGUGUUGGAGCAGUCAGAAUCUGCUGGCUCUCGGCAGCGACGAUCGCACUUUGACCAUUAGCAACCAUGAGGGGGACACCAUCCGACAGACAACACUGCGCGGUGAGCCCGCUGACGUUUACUUCUCUGUGAUGAAGACAGAUGAGAGGUCUUCUCCAGGAGAAAGCACUGUGAGCGUAUCUGUGGGGAAGACGAUACUGUUCCUUUUCAACCUCAGCGAUCCUGAAAACCCCAUAGAGCUGGCCUUCCAGUCUCGCUACGGAAACAUCGUCUCCUACUGCUGGUAUGGAGACGGGUAUAUCCUGAUUGGCUUCUCCCAUGGCUACUUUGUGGUUAUUUCCACCCAUAUCAGGGAGAUAGGGCAGGAGCUGUACCAGGCUCACAACCAUAAAGACAGCCUCAACAGUGUGGCCAUCUCCCCGGCCUUAAACAAGGCUGCCUCUUGUGGGGACAACUGCAUAAAGAUCCAUGAGCUGUCUGAGCUUAAAGAUAUCAGCAACAUAGUUCAUCUGGAUGAUGAGACUAAAGGUCUGGACCAGCUGAGCUGGACAGAUGACGGCCAGCUGCUUGCAGUGUCCACCCAGAGAGGGACCGUCCAUGUCUUCCUCACCAAGCUGCCUAUCCUGGGUGACAGCUUUGGUACCAGGCUGGCCUACCUCACCUCCCUGCUGGAGGUCACUGUGUCCAACCAGGUGGAGGGGGAGAGUCCUGUGGCCAUCGAAGUGGAAGUGGAGCCCACUUUCAUUGCAGUGGGGCCGUUCCACGUGGCUGUGGGAAUGAACAACAGAGCCUGGUUCUACACCAUCGGAGACCGAGACCCCGGUUUUCACAGACUGAAGGACGUUGAGUACUUGGGCACAAUAGCCAGCAUGUGCCUCAACGCGGACUAUGCAGCAGCGUUGUUUGAAGGAAAGGUCCAGGUGCACAUGAUUGAAGGCGAGGACCAGGAGGAGAAGAAGCAGAUGAGGCUGUUUAUAGGCGAUGACAGAAAAGAUCGGAUCCUUUGCCACGCGCUCACCAAUGACUUCCUGUACUAUGGCACUGAUCUGGGCAGCGUGGUGUGUGUGUUGCUGGAGGACUGGCAGACAGUGAGCAGCUACAGCCACUCAGUGGGUGUGAGGAAGGUGUUCCCCGACCCCAACGGCACACAGCUGGUCAUCAUUGAUGACAAGAGCGGCGGCUUCCUGCACUCCCCUGGGAAUGUGACAGACUCCUGCUAUGAGCUUCCAAACUUCUCUCCCAAUGUCACAGGAGUGCUUUGGGAGAACUGGGCCUCUGACAGAGGAGUGUUUGUUGCUUAUGAUGAUGACAAGAUCUAUACCUACGCCCUGCAUAAAACCACCAUAUAUGGUACCCGGGUGGUUUUAGUGGGUACCACUUCACUGCUUUACUCCCAGAAGCCUCUGUUAUUGCACAACGGGGAGCUGACGUGUCAAACGCCAAGUGGCAAGACCAGUGAAGUGGUGCUGAGCACACACUCCUUCCUCAGCCACUCCUCCGCCACACAGACGGAAUCACCACAGGAGCUCAGCAAGAAGCUCUCCCAGGCGCUCCUGCUCUCCAGGUUCCCUGAAGCCUGGAAUCUAUGCAAGUCUGCAGCAAAUGAGGCUUUCUGGGCAGAGAUGGGCAAAGCCUGUCUGGUCCACAUGAAGGUGGAGCUGGCUAUCCAAGUGUACCGCAUGAGUGGCAACGUAGGCAUGGUGAUGUCACUGCAGGGCCUUCAGGGUAUAGAGGACAGGAAUUUGUUGGCAGGCCAUUUGGCCAUGUUCCUGAAUGAGUACGACCUAGCUCAGGACCUCUAUCUGUCCUCAAACUGUCCCAUCGCUGCCCUGGAGAUGAGGAGAGACCUGUUGCAUUGGGACAGCGCUUUGAUGCUGGCCAAGAGACUUGCAGAAGACCAGAUUCCCUUCAUAUCCAAAGAAUAUGCUGUCCAUCUUGAGUUUAUAGGAGACUACGUGAAUGCCCUGUCACACUAUGAGAAAGGCAUGACCCACAACAGCAAGUUCUCAGAGCAUGAUGAGGCAUGCCAGGCAGGCUUGGCCAGGAUGUCCAUCCGCAUGGGCGACAUCAGGAGAGGAGCCAGCCAGGCCAUCCAGCACCCCAGCAGAGUCCUCAAGAAGGAAUGUGGAGCCAUACUGGAGAGCAUGAAACAAUACUCUGAGGCAGCUCAGCUUUAUGAGAAAGGCCAUUAUUAUGACAAAGCUGCAUCGGUCUACAUCCGCUGCAAGAACUGGGCCAAGGUAGGAGAGCUGCUCCCACAUGUCUCCUCCCCUAAGAUCCACCUGCAGUACGCCAAGGCCAAGGAGAUGGAUGGCAAGUACAAGGAAGCAGCACAAGCUUAUGAGAGCGCGAAGGACUGGGACAACGUGAUUCGUGUGCUGCUGGACCACCUGAACAACCCUGAAGACGCCGUCCGCAUUGUCAGGGAGACACAGAGUGUCGAUGGAGCAAAGAUGGUCGCAAGGUUCUUCCUGCGGCUGAAUGACUACGGCUCAGCCAUCCAGUUCCUGGUUUUAUCUCAGUGCAACGAUGAAGCCUUCCAGCUGGCACAGCAGCAUGGACAGAUGGAGGUCUACGCAGACAUCAUCGGCUCAGAGGCGACGCAGGAGGACUAUCAGAGCAUUGCUCUGUACUUUGAAGCGGAGAAGAAACACCUGCAGGCUGGCAAGUUCUUCCAGAAGUGCGGCCAGUACAGCAGAGCCCUGAAACACUUCCUGAAGUGUCCCAACACUGAUGACAGCCUGGCUGUCGAGAUGGCUAUUGAGACGGUGGGGCAGGCCAAGGACAUGUCUCUAAUCAGCCAGCUGAUAGAUUACUUGCUGGGGGAGAGCGACGGCAUGCCCAAGGACGCCAAGUAUCUGUUCCGUCUCUAUAUGGCACUGCAGCAGUACAGGGAGGCUGCUCACACCGCCAUCAUCAUCGCCAGGGAGGAGCAGUGUGCAGGCAGCUACCGUAACGCCCACGAUGUGCUGUUCAGCAUGUACACAGAGCUGCAGGCCCAGAAGAUCAAGAUCCCCGCUGAGAUGGCCACCAAUCUGAUGAUCCUGCACUCCUACUUACUGGUCAAGAUCCAUGUAAAGCGAGGAGAUCACCUGAAGGGCGCACGCAUGCUCAUCCGUGUGAGCAACAACAUCAGCAAGUUUCCUGCCCACAUUGUGCCCAUUCUGACGUCAGCGGUGAUCGAGUGUAACCGAGCCGGGCUUAAGAACUCGGCCUUCAGCUUUGCUGCCAUGUUGAUGAGACCAGAGUACCGUAACAACAUCAACCCCAAGUACAGGAAGAAGAUCGAGGCCAUGGUUCGUCGGCCCGAUACGUCAGAGCUGGAGGAGGAGACAACUCCGUGUCCCUUCUGUGGCUUCCAGCUGCCACAGAACGAACUGCUGUGCAUCUCCUGCAAGAACAACCUGCCCUACUGCAUCGCCACGGGUCGACACAUGCUGAAGGAGGACUGGUCUGUGUGUCCACACUGUGAAUUCCCUGCUCUCUACUCGCAGUUCGUUCUGCUGCUGGAGACGGAGAGUGUGUGUCCCAUGUGCUCCGAGAGUCUCAGUGCAAAACAGGUGAAGAAGAUCUCAGACUGUUCCAGCUAUCUGCAGCCUGAUGAACUGGAGCACUGAUGGAAAAACGACCACACAAAUGUACAUACUUAUACUUUUGUAUAUACUUACUUAAACACUUAUACAUCACCCCUGUAAGUUAGGGUGACAGAUGUUUGUAUGUGUAUUUAUAAGACCAUCUGUAAUACAAAUUGUUGCUCAUCUUUUUUUAAACCAAACUCUUAUUUUUGAAAAUGAUUGUCAGAACUCAAAGGAGGAGGCAGAGUCACAUAUGGAGUCUAUUAAUUAUGGUUCAUGAUAGAAAUGUUGCUUUACAUUUUGAACAGUAAAGCUGUAUCAUCUCCAGAA
Myripristis murdjan (pinecone soldierfish) is the source of this 4470-nucleotide messenger RNA. RefSeq names its product WD repeat domain 19 (gene wdr19). Lineage: Eukaryota; Metazoa; Chordata; Actinopteri; Holocentriformes; Holocentridae. The record is from RefSeq and is a predicted model, not a curated record. The transcript has 36 exons. Gene Ontology annotation, cellular component: intraciliary transport particle A; cilium. Gene Ontology annotation, biological process: intraciliary retrograde transport; cilium assembly. Gene Ontology annotation, molecular function: protein binding. The coding region runs from base 133 to 4182 and encodes 1349 amino acids.